Messenger RNA from Odobenus rosmarus divergens (Pacific walrus), 5945 nucleotides. RefSeq lists its product as uncharacterized. Lineage: Eukaryota; Metazoa; Chordata; Mammalia; Carnivora; Odobenidae. The record is from RefSeq and is a predicted model, not a curated record. Gene Ontology annotation, biological process: positive regulation of cyclin-dependent protein serine/threonine kinase activity. Gene Ontology annotation, molecular function: protein kinase binding. Bases 18 to 5945 code for a protein of 1975 amino acids. The transcript is spliced from 21 exons.
UCCUGUUCCCUGGCAGAAUGAGGAAAGGAGGAAGAGGGCUCAGGAGAAGCCAUCAGAUCUUGUCCCAUAUUUGGUGUCUGCUUUUCCCGGCCCGUCAGGGAAGGACCAUGUGCCAGGGGUCACUGUCAUUCAGAGACGUGGCCGUGGGCUUCACCCGAAAGGAAUGGCAGCAGCUGGACCCCACACAGAGGACACUGUACCGGGACGUGAUGCUGGAGAACUACAGCCACCUGGUCUCAGUGGGGUGUCAAGUCACCAAACCAGCUGUGAUCUCCAGGUUGGAGCAAGGGCAAGAACCAUGGAUGGAGGAGGAAGAAAUCCUCAGAUGGAGCUUUCCAGAAGAAAUUUUGCAAGUUGACCGCCCAGUAGGUAGACAACAGGAACACCAAGACAAACUUCUGAGGCACAUUACAUUCCUAGACAAGCAAGAACCAACCAAGAAAGGGCACCACGAGUGUAACACAAUUGAAAAGACAGUCUGUCAGGACACAGACCUUGCUCCUUCAAAACAGCAGGUCCAUACAUGUGACUCAUGUGGAAUGAGUCUGCCGUGCAAAGUGGAUGUUAGUCCCAAUGCCUACCUUGCGAGAAGGAGAUUUGAGUGUGACGGACAGGGGAACUUGUUUCUCUACUCCAAGCUCGAAACUCCCCCUUCCGGAGUGCGGCCUCGUGAGUGUGACCAGUGCAGGAAAGCCCUCCACCAGGACCAGACCCUGAGUGCCCACCGGGGAGCUGGCGGCGCCGAGAGAGCCCACAGGUGCCCGCAGUGUGGGAAAGGCUUCUCCUGUGAAUCGGAACUCAGUGCACACCUGGGGGUACACGGGGGCAAGCAGCCCUCUGUGCACGGGACACAGGGGCUCGGCUGCAGGGUUAGCCGGGGAGGUCACCCCAGAGAGAAACCCAGGGGAGACGGCCACGGCAGGACAACGCCAUCUCAGAAGACGAGCCUGUCGGUGCCUGCUGCAGCUCUUGCUGGAGGAAAGCCCUACAAGUGCUCCGAGUGCGAGAAGAUGUUCUCCCACAAGUCCCGCCUCAUCGAGCACCACCGGUCUCACACGGGGGAGAAGCCCUACGGCUGCAAAGAGUGUGGGAAGUCUUUCUCGCGCAAGUCGUGCCUCAUCAUCCACCACCGCAUCCACACCGGGGAGAAGCCCUAUGGCUGCGGCGAGUGUGGGAAGGCCUUCUUCCAGAAGUCGCACCUCAUCCUGCACCAGAGGACUCACACGGGCGAGAAGCCGUACAAGUGCAGCGAGUGUGGGAAAGCCUUCUCGCAGAACUCCUGCCUCAUUAUACACAAGCGAACUCACAUGGGCAAGAAGCCCUACGAGUGCUCCGAGUGUGGGAAGACCUUCUCCCAGAAGGCCAACCUCAUCCGCCACCACAGAAUCCACACCCGGGAGAAGCUGAAGUCCAGUGCCAUGGGUGUGCAAGGGAUGCAUACCGAGGGCGCGCUGCACAUCCCGAUUCCGCAGCGUGUAGAUGGCGGGGUAGAGCAGCGGUGUGAAGCUGAUGUAGAUGAGCGAGACAAGCUUGUCCUCCUCGAGGGAGCGGCCGCUCAGGGGCCUGGCGUACAUGGCUGUGGCGCAGCCGUAGUGAAGCACAGCCACCGUGAGGUGCGACGCCAUGGUGUUGAAGGCCUUGUGGCGGCCUGCAGGCCCCCCAGCGCCCAGGAUGACCACCAGCACCCUGAUGCCAGCACCAACACCGCCGGGAGGUCACAGAAGACGUGGUUGACUGAGGCCCCCUGGCAGAAGGGCAGCUGGAAAAUGGCCGUGGUGAGCCCCAAGGCCAGGACAGAGCCCCCAGCACAGCAGGAGGAGGCUGCUGGUGCCUCGAGGCCAUUUCUACAGAGCCCACGCCAACGCACCGCCUGUGAACCGCGAACCCCGUCCCUGACCAUCUGCUGUGUGACGGCGAGUGGGCCACCACGUAUCAGUCUGGUUCCUCCCCUAUCCACAAGCGCCCGACCUACCCCGUCGGGACCCGCCGAGCUGCCCCAAGGCUCCCGAAGGCUCCGGGACGGAGGCUGCUCCUCCUCCGCCUCCCGGGGCCGCCGUUCCCGGGGAGCCGGUUCUGGGCCUACGGGACAAACCCACUUCGGGCCGACGACCCUCUCCGGGCCCGAAUUGGCCGCCCGGGGCCACGCCGUCCCGCAGUCGCAGACGGGCCGGGCCCUGGCCUCGCCGCCCAGCGCCGCCGCCGCCCGCCCGGCCCCUCCGGCCCAGCCCGCGGGCUCCGGGCGCCGCCGCCGCCCGCCCGGCCCCUCCGGCCCAGCCCGCGGGCUCCGGGGCUCGCGCUCGGGGGUCCCCGCUCGAGCCCCCGCCCGGCCCGCGCGGACCUGCGCCCGCACAGCCCCGCGCCCGCUGGGUGCCGGCCCGGCCGCACGGCGUGUAACCCCGCAGGCCCCGGGAUCCUCGCCCGCCGGAGGCCGAAGCCUGGGAACCACGGCGAGCGGCGACCUGGGCUCGGACAGGAAGCGAGAGCAGCGCGGCGGCACUGCGCGUGCGCGAACACGCACACAGGCCGAGCUGCACAUGCGCAGGACAGCGGCGGCCGUGCGCCUGCCGGAGCCCACCCAGGGAGCCGGACAAAUACCCCGACCUCUGUUUCCCUCCCCCGGAAGGAAGAGGAGAAGGGAUGAGUCAGAUGAGGAGACAGCCUCGGGGGCUGAGGACAUCUGGGUCGUGGAGACACUGUGUGGACUCAAGAUGAAGUUGAAGAGACAGCGGGUGUCUUCAGUGCUCCCUGAGCACCACGAGGUCUUCAACAGGCUGCUCGAGGAUCCUGUCAUUAAAAGAUUUCUGGCCUGGGACAAAAAUUUUAGAGUAUCUGACAAGGAGCGGUACAUGUUCCUGCUCCACAGGGAGACAGGUGUGUGCACAGACAAGCUGAAGCGAAGGGGCAGGUGUGGGGAUGGGAAAACAGGGCAGGAUAUGCCCGCAGGCUUCCCGGUGAGUUCUAUCUUCAUCCUCAAGAUGGGAGAAGUCUCUGCCCCGCCGUGCCUUCCUGAUGACUGGGUGGCGCUCUGUGACACGGGCUACCUGGCCAAUGACAUGGAAGAGGAUAACCAGGCCCCCAAACAGGCCAUCUUUUCAUUCCUCUAUGGGAAGAACCGCUCCCAGCGUCCCUUGUUCCACAAACUGCGAUUCCAAUUCAUCCGAUCCAUGGGCUGGAAGACCAGGGUGUCCCGGGAAGAGUGUGAAGAGAUCCAGGCUUUUGAUCCAGAGCUGUGGAGUCCUAGUAUUUGUCGGGCUUCCCGGGUGGGCUCCGGCAGGCGCACCGCCGCCACCGUCCAGCGCAUGUGCAGCUCGGCCUGUGUGCGUGUUCGCGCACGCUCAGUGCCGCCGCGCUGCUCUCGCUUCCUGUCCGAGCCCAGGUCACCGCUCGCCGUGGUUCCCAGGCUUCGGCCUCCGGCGGGCGAGGAUCCCGGGGCCUGCGGGGUUAUACGCCGUCCGGCCGGGCCGGUACCCAGUAGGCGCGGGUCCGCGCGGGCCGGGCGGAGGUUCGAGCGGGGACCCCCAAGCACGAGCCCCGGAGCCCGCGGGCUGGGCCGGAGGGGCCGGGCGGGCGGCGGCGGCGGCGGCGCAGGGCGGCGAGGCCAGGGCCCGGCCGGUCUGCGACUGCGGGACGGCGAGGCUCCGGGCGGCCAAUUCGGGCCCGGAGAGGGUCGUCGGCCCGAAGUGAGUUUGUCCCGUAGGCCCAGAACCGGCUCCCCGGGAACGGCGGCCCCGGGAGGCGGAGGAGGAGCAGCCUCCGUCCCGAAGCCCUCGGGAGCCUUGGGGCAGCUCGGCGGGUCCCGACGGGGUCAGCCUCCACUUUCACUGUCCUCCCUGUUUUUCCAAGAGUGGCAGAAAAUGAGUAAAUCUGUGGGGCCAGUGUCAUUCAGGGAUGUGGCCGUGGACUUCACCCAGGAGGAGUGGCAGCAGCUGGAGCCUGAGCAGAAGACCACGUACCGGGAUGUGAUGCUGGAGAACUACAGCCAUCUCGUCUCCGUGGGCUGUCACAUUAUCAAACCGGAAGUUAUCAUCAAGUUGGAGCAAGGAGAAGAGCCAUGGAUAGUAGAAGGAGCAUUCCUACCACAGAGUUACCCAGAAGAACUCUGGAAAGCCAAUGAUCUGGGAGAAAGAGUCCAGGAAAAUGAAGGCAAAUAUUCAAGGCAAGCUGUAUCCAUCAGCAACAAAACCCCGAUUGAAGAGAGAGGUAAUGUUCUUGGUAAGACUUUUAAUGUGGAAACGAACCCCGUUCCUUCAAGAAAAAUGUCCUAUAAGUGUGACUCAUGUGAAAAGAGUUUGAAAUCUAUUUCAGAGUAUAUUAGUAGUGAUGGCAGCUAUGCAAGAAUGAAGCCCGACGAAUGUAGUGCGUGUGGGAAACUACUUCCCCACGUUAAACUUGAGAAAACUCAUCCAGGAGAUGAAUCUUACGAAUUUAAUCAAAAUGGGGGAGGUUAUAGUCUAAAUGAAGAAAGUAUUUAUCAGAACAUUCAUAUUUUGGAGAAACCCUUUGAAUAUAUUGAAUGCCAGAAAGCCUUUCAGAAGGAUGCGAUUUUUGUUAAUCACAUGGAGGAGAAGCCCUAUAAGUGGAAUGAAUCUGAAAUAGCCUUUCUGCAAAUGUCCAACCUCAGCGUACACCAGAGGUCUCAUAUGGAAUUGAAGCCCUAUGAAUGCAGUGCAUGUGGGAAAUCCUUCUGUAAAAAGUCAAAGUUUAUCAUCCAUCAGAGGACUCACACAGGAGAGAAACCUUAUGAAUGUAAUCAGUGUGGGAAAUCCUUCUGCCAGAAGGGGACCCUCACCGUCCAUCAGCGCACACACACCGGGGAGAAGCCCUACGAAUGUAACGAAUGUGGAAAAACCUUCUACCAGAAGUUACACCUCAUUCAACAUCAGAGAACUCACUCAGGAGAGAAGCCCUAUGAAUGUAGUUACUGUGGAAAAUCCUUUUGCCAGAAGACGCACCUCACACAACACCAGAGAACACAUUCAGGAGAGAGACCCUACGUUUGUCAUGACUGUGGAAAAACCUUCUCCCAGAAGUCCGCACUUAACGACCACCAGAAGAUCCACACGGGCGUGAAACUCUACAAGUGUAACGAAUGUGGGAAGUGCUUCUGCCGCAAGUCUACGCUCACCACGCAUCAGAGGACGCACACCGGGGAGAAGCCGUACGAAUGUAACGAGUGUGGGAAAUUCUUCUCGCGGCUCUCGUACCUCACCGUGCACUACCGGACUCACUCGGGAGAGAAGCCGUACGAGUGCACCGAGUGUGGGAAGACCUUCUACCUGAACUCAGCCCUCAUGAGACACCAGCGAGUGCACACCGGAGAGAAGCCGUACGAGUGCACUGAGUGCGGGAAGCUCUUCUCUCAGCUCUCGUACCUCACCAUCCACCACCGGACUCACUCGGGAGUGAAGCCGUACGAGUGCACCGAGUGCGGAAAGACCUUCUACCAGAACUCAGCCCUCUGCCGACAUCGGAGGAUACAUAAAGGAGAGAAGCCCUACGAGUGUUACAUAUGUGGGAAGUUCUUCUCCCAGAUGUCGUACCUCACCAUCCACCAUCGAAUUCAUUCCGGAGAGAAGCCCUAUGAAUGUAAUGAGUGUGGGAAAACCUUCUGCCAGAAUUCAGCCCUUAACAGACACCAGAGGACACACACGGGGGAGAAAGCCUACGAGUGUUACGAGUGUGGCAAGUUCUUCUCUCAGAUGUCGUACCUCACCAUCCACCACCGGAUCCACUCGGGAGAGAAGCCCUUUGAAUGUAACGAGUGUGGGAAAGCCUUCUCCCGGAUGUCAUACCUCACAGUACACUACAGGACUCAUUCCGGAGAGAAGCCCUACGAAUGUAACGAGUGUGGGAAGAAAUUCUACCACAAAUCAGCCUUCAAUAGCCAUCAGAGGAUUCACAGGAGAGGGAAUGUGAACGUACUGGACGUGGGGAGGCUUCUCUGA